Messenger RNA from Camellia sinensis, 1400 nucleotides. The record is from RefSeq and is a predicted model, not a curated record. Lineage: Eukaryota; Viridiplantae; Streptophyta; Magnoliopsida; Ericales; Theaceae.
AGAAAUCAAGUUGAUGUUGAUUCGCUUAUGCUGGAGCUUGAUGGAACUCCAAAUAAGUCAAAAUUGGGGGCUAAUGCAAUACUAGGAGUGUCUCUGAGCGUAUGUAGGGCUGGUGCUGGAGCAAAAGGAAUGCCUCUUUACAAGCACAUACAAGAAUUAUCAGGAAUUAAAGAGCUUGUUAUGCCCGUUCCUGCUUUCAAUGUGAUAAAUGGUGGCAGCCAUGCCGGCAAUAGUCUUGCCAUGCAAGAGUUCAUGAUAUUACCAGUAGGAGCAACCUCAUUUGCAGAGGCUCUCCGCAUGGGUAGCGAAGUUUAUCAUGUACUGAAGGGAAUUAUCAAAACGAAAUAUGGACAAGAUGCAUGCAAUGUUGGAGAUGAGGGUGGAUUUGCUCCCAAUGUUCAGGAUAAUAGGGAAGGAUUGGUAUUGCUCGUAGAUGCAAUUGAAAAGGCUGGAUUCACAGGAAAGGUAAAGAUAGGAAUGGAUGUUGCAGCUUCAGAGUUUUUCACCAAGGAUGGGAAAUAUGAUCUCAAUUUCAAGAAACAACCAAAUGAUGGUGCUCAUGUGCUUUCAGCUCAGAGCCUUUGUGACCUAUACAAGGAAUUUGUCAAGGAUUUCCCUAUAGUUUCUAUUGAAGAUCCCUUUGAUCAGGAUGAUUGGAGCUCAUGGACUUCUCUACAGUCUUCAGUUGAUAUUCAGAUUGUAGGUGAUGACCUGUUGGUCACAAAUCCAAAGAGAAUAGCUGAAGGAAUUCAGAAGAAGGCGUGCAACUCUUUGCUAUUGAAGGUGAACCAGAUUGGUACAGUAACUGAAUCUAUUCAAGCAGCUCUUGACUCGAAGGCUGCAGGAUGGGGUGUGAUGGUCAGCCACCGAAGUGGUGAAACAGAGGAUAACUUCAUUGCAGAUCUUUCUGUUGGCUUGGCUAGUGGACAGAUCAAAACUGGAGCUCCUUGCCGAAGUGAGCGGUUGGCCAAGUAUAAUCAGCUUCUUCGUAUUGAAGAGGAACUUGGAGAUGUUUGUUAUGCUGGCGAAGCCUUCAGAGCACCUUAAAUCUUUUUGUUGAAGAAUAACAAGUAAUGGAUCCAAUUCUCACCUUAAAUCUUUUUGUUGAAGAAUAACAAGUAAUGGAUCCAAUUCUCAUCACGAAACAAAAUUAACCUGAGCUAUGAGUUUGGCUAGGUCUUUGGAAAAUCUAGAGAAGUCAUUUGUAAAAUCCAUUCGGCUUAGGCGUUAGAAAGCCUUCUUAUUUUCAAUUGUUGUCAUUGAAUAAAGAUUUCUUGUUUUAGUGUUCUUGUGGAUCUGGUAUGAAUGAGUGUGUCACUAUACCUCCAGAGAUGUAAACCGUUACGUUAGUUACUUUUUAUUGGCUUCCAAUGAAAACUUUGUUGAAUUCUUUGUAAUGA